CAGAGGCGCGCCGUGCCGCUCCUGCCGGCGCCGGCCCGUGACCGGCGGUCCGGCGACGGGGGCGCGUCGGUGCCGACGGCAGCCGGGCGUCGGCUGUGGCCACAGAGAGUGCGGCUGCGGCUGUGAUCCGUGCAGCGUCUCUGUUGUGAGGCACUGUGAUCACGGUGGUGUUUUGAUCGAGCUUACCUUCGUGCGGUGAUAGUGUAUAGUUGGUGGCCGGCGAGCGCAGCGGUUUGCAGUGCAGUGUCAGAAUGUGUGGUCAAAGUGACCUUUCGGCGGCGGUCCAGUGACCUCAGUGACGGUCUGGUGACCUCACACUGUCGAUCACCAUCGGUGCGACGGCGGAAUGGUGACCCCGGUGCGGUCUCCGCACACCACUGAUCCAUGGUGCAGCUGGGACAGAGUUAUCCUCUCAUGGAGCAUAGACCGUGUGCGGGAUGCCGACGUUUGAGCCGGAGGACAGUCCGUCGGCCGGAGCUCGCACCAUACAGCAGAGGAUCGAACAGCUGAAGUUGGCGGCCGUGACCCCUGAGACGGGCGGCUCUUCUCGGCUGGACAGUACGAGCGGCAGCAGCAACGGCACGUCGCGUCUGAACGGCUCGGCAGCGGCCGCGCACGCCGACAUGGCCAACCCCGACUGCCUGCCGGAGCUGUCGGGCGGCGACGGCGAGACGCUGCACUUCAGCGCCGACCUGCAGUACCACACCCAGUACGAGCGGCAGCAGUCGCCGCCGCCGGCCGGGCCGCAGACCAACGGCGGCGGUCAGCCGCAGCCGCAGCAGCAGCUCAUCAGCCGCACCCAGAAACAGAGCACCACGCAGCAGGUAACGACGGUGACCAAGGUCUACCGGGAGCUGCACCACAUCGGCCCCGACGGCCAGCUGCUGGAGCCGGGCCAGGCGGGCGACUUCAGCGCCUACUCGGCCGGUGGGCCGCCCCAGCACCCUCACAGUCCGUACACCAUGGACCCGUACCGGCCGGCCAGCCCCGGCAGCGAGCAGGGCUCGCGGCGGAACUACGACCCGUACUCGGCGCACGGCGGCUACCGGGACUACGAGCCGUACCCGCCGCCGCCCGAAUACGGCGGCGCCGGCUACGGCCGCGCCGGCUCCGACUACGGCCCCGGCUACGGCCCGGGCGAGGGCUCGCGCGCCGGCGGCUACCCGGACCGGCCGCCGACGCCGCCGUCCCCGUCCGACCGCAGCGACAGCCCGCCGCCUGACAAGGGCGCGCAGAGCGGAUACCCGGCCGGCCACUACCCGCAGUCGGGCUACGACGAGCUGGACUCUACCCUGAUGGCGUCCCGCGGCCAGGACCCGUACGGACCGCCGCUGCUGCCGCCCGGCCACGAGCUGUCGCAGAGCGUCGACUCGGAGCCGGGCCGGCCGCUGUCGCGACAGUCGCGUCAGUCGGGCCGCAGCGCCGCGCCGCGCGCCGUCUUUGACGAGGUGAUCCGGGAUGUGGUGCGCGAGGGCGAGCAGCACGCCCGGCCGGGCUCGGCGCUCAGCCAGCAGAAUGUUCGGUUCCGCGACCCGGACCUGCACGAGGUCAUCAACUUCCUCAGCAACCCCAACAACGUGGUGAAGGCCAACGCGGCCGCCUACCUGCAGCACCUCUGCUACAUGGACGACCCGAUGAAGCAGAAGACGCGCGCGCUGGGCGGCAUCCCGCCGCUGGUGGUGCUGCUCUCGCAGGACAUCCCCGAGGUGCACCGCAACGCCUGCGGGGCGCUCAGGAAUCUGUCGUACGGCCGGCAAAACGACGAGAACAAGCGGGCCAUCAAGAACGCGGGCGGUGUACCGGCACUGAUCCGGCUGCUGCGGAAAACGCCAGAGAACGAGAUCAAGGAGCUGGUCACGGGCAUCCUCUGGAACCUCUCCAGCUGCGAGGACCUGAAGCGGACCAUCAUCGACGACGGCCUGACGGUGCUGGUCAACUACGUGAUCAUCCCGCACUCGGGCUGGAACCGCGGCAGCGCGCACAGCGAGCCCGUCAUGGACGUCUUCUGGUCGACCGUCUUCCGAAACGCCACCGGCGUGCUCAGGAACGUGAGCUCUGCCGGCGAGUACGCGCGGAAAAAGCUGCGCGAGUGCGAGGGCCUGGUGGACGCGCUGCUCAUGGUCAUACGCUCGGCCAUCGGCAAGUCCAACAUUGACAACAAGUGCGUGGAGAACUGCGUGUGCAUCCUGCGCAACCUGAGCUACCGCUGCCAGGAGGUGGAGGACCCCAACUACGACAAGCAGGCGGCGCCGCCGGCCGGCCGGCCCACCGCCGCCGCCGGCGCCAGAGACCCGGGUGAGAACGCCGGCUGUUUCGGCGGAAAGAAGCGCCGGGACGGUGCGGGCGGCGCGGCGGACGGCCUGCUGCCCGGCGGCGGCACACCGGCCGGGCCGGGCGGCGCCAGCCGGCGACACCUGCCGCUCAAAGGCAUGGAGCUCCUCUGGCAGCCGGAUAUCGUCCAGCCGUACCUGAGCCUGCUCUCGGACUGCUCGAACCCGGAGACGCUGGAGGCGGCGGCCGGCGCCAUCCAGAACCUGGCCGCCUGCUACUGGCAGCCCAGCGUCGACAUGCGCGCCGCCGUGCGCAAGGAGAAGGGUCUGCCCAUCCUGGUGGAGCUACUGCGCAUGGAGGCCGACCGGGUGGUGUGCGCAGUGGCCACCGCGCUGCGCAACCUGGCCAUCGACCAGCGCAACAAGGAGCUCAUCGGAAAGUACGCGAUGCGCGACCUGGUGCAGAAGCUGCCGUCUGGCAGCGCGCAGCAGGACCAGGCCACCUCGGACGACACAGUGGCCGCCGUGCUCGCCACGCUCAACGAGGUCAUCAAAAAGAGCGCCGAGUUCACCAGGUCUCUGUUCGAGCUGGACGGCGUGAAGCGGCUGCACGUCAUCACCGGCCACCGGCACCGAUACAGCUCGCGCGUCAUCAAGUUCGCCUCGCAGCUGCUCUACUCGAUGUGGCUGCACCAGGAGCUGCGCGACGUCUACCGAAAGGCCGGCUACAAGGAGAACGACUUCGUCACCAAAUCCGUGGCCGCCCGGAACACGAACCCCAACUCUCCGAGCAAUACCAACAGCACGCUGAACCGGCCCAUGGCCAGCCAGGGCGGCACAAAGUACGAGGACCGCACCAUGCCGCGCGGCGCCUCGGCCGCCGGCGGCAACGGCACCUACGGCCGGCCGCGGCCGCCGCCGCCCGACGGCGAGCACAUCGCGCUCGGCGAGCUACCCGGCUACGAGCCGCGGCCGCCGCCGCCCGGCGGCGUGCGCAUGUACCCGCCGCCGGGGGGCCGCCAGCCCGGAGAGCCCGUCUACGCCCAGGUGAACCGCGACAAGAAGGCCCGCCAGCAGGCCGGGCCGGCCGCCGACUACGAGCACCAGCCCGGUCCGGGCGAGGUGUGGGGCUACCGGGACGAGCCGGCCGGCGGCGGCGGCGGCGGCGGCGGCGCGCCCGCCGGCGACUCGUGGGUGUAGCGGCCGCAGGGACCGGGACCGGGACCGGGGGACCGUGUCAGUGACGGUGACGGACGGACAGACCGCUCUGCCGGCCGCCGCCGGCGGACGGCAGCCGGGCGCGCACAGUGACCGUGCCGCGGCACCGGCCCAGCCCGCGCCGCUAGAGACAUCUAGCGCCAGCGCGGCGCACUAUGGCACGCCGCAGUGCGGAGCUCCAGCCAAAUGCGACAAAUGUACUUACAACUUACAAGUGACUUUAAGCAUUUGCAAUUAUUUGCGACGUUUGGUUUGUAAGGCAUUUUUUUCAUGUGAGAUGCACAUCUAUUUAUUGGUCUUUUGGACGAGGGUCGAGCUGCAUUCCUUGGUCUGCACCGUUUGAUUCAGAGUCCCUAUUGGUGUAUGGUUUGGCGCCGUGUGUGAUCAGUGCGAACACGGCCAUGGAUCAUGGAAUCUCUCUAUUGAGUCUGCUCUGUGGAGGAUGCUGGCCGGCCUGCAGCGUUGUAAUCUCAUGAUUCAUCAGUACCUGCACCGCAGCUUACUAUUUUUGUCAUUCCAUAUACAUCUAUACAUAUAUAUGAUGUUGCUCCGUAGAGACUGUUCUAUCAUCCUCUUUACCAGGCGAAGGCCGCUCACAUUUGUACUCGGGUUGGCGCCUAGGCGCAGCUAAUGUAAAUGUUUGCCGCUGUUCGAUUGGUGUAGACGUUGUAGCUAGGUCAGAUCUGAAAUGAACUCUUCGGUUUCUGGAAUCUGUAUGCAUGUGAUCGUGAAGUUUUUAUCCUCUUUUGCUACUGGUAGGCAUGUAAAUAUUUAAACAGACCGUUCUUGACGAAUGUAUUUGGGAUUUUGUAAUAAACAAAAUGUGCUUCGGAUGAAAA
Molecule: messenger RNA, 4327 nt
Organism: Amphibalanus amphitrite
Lineage: Eukaryota; Metazoa; Arthropoda; Thecostraca; Balanomorpha; Balanidae
Product: catenin delta-2-like
Exons: 18
Coding region: 438-3470 (1010 amino acids)
Biological process (GO): cell-cell adhesion; cell-cell junction assembly
Cellular component (GO): adherens junction; plasma membrane; cytoplasm
Molecular function (GO): cadherin binding
Source: RefSeq, a predicted model, not a curated record